AUGGCGAAGCCCCCGUCGUCCGUGGCGGUGGCGGCGGCCGCGGCCCGGUUCACAACCGGACCCGGCUCCUCCUCGUGGCCGUCGCCGCGUCCGCAUCCACAGCGGGGUUCCUCCUCCGCGGUGCCCUGCGAGACCCCUGCGACGGCCGUGGGGACCCCGCCGCCCUCAACACCGCCGUCGCCGCGGGGAGUCCCCUCGGGCUCAUGA
Messenger RNA from Miscanthus lutarioriparius, 207 nucleotides. The record is from the annotation of a GenBank genome assembly. NCBI's taxonomy places the organism in Eukaryota, Viridiplantae, Streptophyta, Magnoliopsida, Poales, Poaceae.